Molecule: messenger RNA, 2566 nt
Organism: Parus major (Great Tit)
Lineage: Eukaryota; Metazoa; Chordata; Aves; Passeriformes; Paridae
Gene: GYS2
Product: glycogen synthase 2
Exons: 15
Coding region: 423-2441 (672 amino acids)
Biological process (GO): glycogen biosynthetic process
Cellular component (GO): cytoplasm
Molecular function (GO): alpha-1,4-glucan glucosyltransferase (UDP-glucose donor) activity
Source: RefSeq, a predicted model, not a curated record
CCCUGCUGGAGUUGGCUCAGGGCGGUGCUGACUUUACAACUGUCCAAUGUCGACUGUUCCUGAAGUGCUGCUGGAUACUGAAUGCUGUGGCUCGGGAGCUCAAAACCUUUUUUUACCUCCCUCUGAGAGAAGAAGAAGAAAGAGCUCUGGCCCCAAAACAGUCAAGACCUUUCUCAGGUCAGUCUUAAAUUCUUACCUCUCCCAGCACCUGCUUCUCAAGCCCUGAGGAUUUCACUGAGCCAAUUUAAUGCUGGUGGUCAGACAGUUUAAACCCAUUAGCUCCCAGCUAUCUGAAUAAUUUUCUCCUGGGCUGCCAGCACACAGGCAGACUGCUCUAACCAGAACUGCAGAGCACUGCCACAGGACCUGGACCUUUGCUGACUGCUGUGGCCUGUGUGGUGAGCACUCAAGGGCUGACGAAAAUGCCACUGGCGAGAUCCUUGUCCAUGACAUCUCUGAAUGGGCUUCCUCAGUGUGAGGAUGAAGACCUGCCCGUGGAGGAUUUGUUGCUCUUUGAAAUUUCCUGGGAAGUUACCAACAAAGUGGGAGGCAUUUACACUGUGAUCCAGACAAAAGCCAAAACUACAGCAGAUGAAUGGGGUGAAAACUAUUUCCUGAUUGGCCCCUAUUUUGAGCAGAAUGUGAAGACUCAGGUGGAAUUCUCUGAACCUCCAAACCCUGCAGUUAAGAAGGCAAUGGACACCAUGAAAAGCCAAGGGUGUCAGGUCUUUUUUGGAAGAUGGCUGAUAGAGGGCAGCCCAUAUGUCUUACUGUUUGAUAUAGGAUCAGCAGCUUGGAACCUGGACAAGUGGAAAGGUGAAUUUUGGGAAGUCAGCAACAUAGGAAUCCCUUUUCAGGACCGAGAAGCCAAUGAUGCUGUGAUUUUUGGAUCAUUAACAGCCUGGUUUUUGAAAGAGCUUUCCUGUCAGUUUGAUGACAAGCCUAAUAUAAUUGCCCAUUUCCAUGAGUGGCAGGCAGGAGUGGGUUUAAUCCUGUCUCGAUCACAGAAACUCCCUGUCGCCACAAUUUUUACUACCCAUGCAACUCUGCUAGGGAGAUACUUGUGUGCAGCCAGUAUUGACUUUUACAACAACCUGGACCAGUUUGACAUUGACAAGGAGGCUGGAGAGAGGCAGAUUUACCAUCGGUACUGUAUGGAGCGGGCAUCUGUACACUGUGCCCACGUGUUCACCACAGUCUCUCAGAUCACAGCUACAGAAGCAGAACAUAUGCUUAAAAAAAGCCCUGAUGUUGUCACCCCAAAUGGCUUGAACAUUAAGAAAUUUUCAGCAAUGCAUGAGUUUCAGAAUUUGCAUUCCAUGUACAAGGCUAGGAUCCAAGAGUUCAUUCGAGGUCAUUUCUAUGGCCACCUUGACUUCGAUCUUGACAAGACUUUGUUUUUCUUCAUUGCUGGGAGAUAUGAAUUUUCAAACAAAGGAGCUGAUAUGUUUCUAGAAGCCUUAUCAAGAUUAAACUUUUUGCUGAGGGUUCACAAGACUGAUGUUACAGUUAUUGUGUUCUUCAUCAUGCCAGCAAAGACCAACAAUUUCAAUGUGGAAACCUUGAAAGGACAAGCAGUCCGUAAGCAGCUCUGGGACACUGCACAAUCUGUGAAAGAAAAGUUUGGAAGAAAGCUCUACAAUGCCUUGCUGAAAGGAGAAAUCCCAGACUUGAACAAGAUUCUUGACCGAGAUGACAUAAGCAUUAUGAAAAGAGCCAUCUUUUCAACUCAGAGACACUCUCUGCCUCCAGUGACCACCCACAACAUGAUUGAUGACAGCAAUGACCCAAUCCUCAACACCAUCCGGCGCAUUGGGCUGUUCAACAACCGCACAGACCGCGUGAAAGUGAUCCUACAUCCGGAGUUUCUUUCUUCAACAAGCCCCUUGCUGCCCUUGGACUAUGAGGAGUUUGUUAGAGGCUGCCACCUUGGUGUAUUCCCAUCUUACUAUGAACCCUGGGGCUACACUCCAGGGAUCUACAUCGUGGACAGGAGGUUCCGCUCGCCGGACGAGUCGUGCAACCAGCUGACCCAGUUCCUGUACGGGUUCUGCCAGCAGAACCGGCGCCAGAGGAUCAUCCAGAGGAACCGCACUGAGCGUCUCUCGGACCUCCUGGACUGGAAAUACCUGGGCAGGUAUUACAUGCAUGCCAGACACUUGGCCCUCAGCAGAACGUUCCCAGAUAAAUUUGAGAUGGAACCAAGUGCUCCACCAAAGACGGAAGGUUUCAGGUUCCCCAGGCCUUCAUCAGUGCCGCCAUCACCCUCUGCCUCCCAGCAUUCUAGCCCCCACCACAGCGAAGCCGAGGACGAAGAUGAGGAUGAGAGAUACGACGAGGAUGAGGAAGCUGAAAGGGACAGGCAGAACAUCAAGUCCCCCUUUUCCAUUGGAGCCUUGCCACAAGGAAAAAAGAAGCAGCAUGGAGAAUACAGGAACUGAACUCAUUGCUCUCAUCCUGGCAUUGCUCCCCAUCCACUCAACAGUUUCUCCUGUAGGCUUGGCAAGCUUUGUGUUAAGGACAGUGUGAUUUAAUUAGGGGAACCAUAAAUGUUACUUGAGCUACA